CAGCUGGUGUGUUGCUAUCAGCUGUAUUAUGUUUGGGAGCUCAUCCGACGCGUAUUCCCCCGCCCCCCUUUUCCAAGACUCGCCGUCGCAUUAAUCCAACGCAGCAUCUUAGUUGGCUACGUGGAAGAGAGUGCACCUGCAACUGCAGCUGCAAUAUGGUGCUCGGAUGCCUGCCCUGCUGCAGUCGCAAUGGAUACCAGCAGAUCGGGAAUACGGGUCCUCGGUUUGGAGUUCGUCACCUUCAGUGCAUCCUGGUGUUCUUCGGACUUGCCGUGGCCUACUCCCUGCGGGUGAAUCUCUCGGUGGCCAUUGUGGCCAUGACGGAUCGCAAUGCCAGCAAUCCGGAUUUUCCUGAGUUCGACUGGAACGAGAGCACCAAAUCGUACCUGUUGAGCAGCUUCUUCUGGGGCUACGUGGUCACCCAGAUUCCUGGCGGCUAUCUAUCCGCGAUUUAUGGCGCCAAGUACAUGCUCUUCUACGGAGUGCUCAUCUGUUCCUUUUUGGCCCUGCUGACACCGUUUUGCGCCGAACUCGGUGGCUGGCAACUGGUGGUGGUGCUCCGGGCAGUCCAGGGCCUCUGCCAGGGCGUCAUCUUCCCGUCCACACACACGUUCCUAUCGAAGUGGGCGCCGACUGAGGAGCGCGGUCGGCUGGUGGGCUACACCUACAGCGGAUCUCAAUUCGGAACGGUGGUGAUGCUGUCGGUCAGCGGAUACAUUGCCUCCUCCUCGUUGGGCUGGCCCAGCACCUUCUACAUUCCCGGAUGCGUUGGAAUCGUUUGGGCAUGCGUGUGGUUCUACUACUGCUCCAGCACUCCUGCCCAACACCCCACGAUCACGCCGAAUGAGCGAAGGUACAUUGAGUCCUCGGGUCAGGCGAGGAGGCCCUCGGAUGCGGGACGCGAGGAGCAGCCAUGUCCGCCGACUCCCUGGUGGAGCAUCUGCACUUCUGGCCCCUUCCUAGUGCUCGUCCUCGCCCACUGUGCCAACAACUGGGGCUUCUGGACGCUGCUCACGGAGAUUCCCACCUUCAUGAAGAACGUGCUGGGCAUGGACAUCAAGAGCAACGGACCGCUGUCGGCGCUGCCCUACUUCGCCAUGAUCCUGCUGACCUGUGUCUUCAUCUGGCUGUCGGACGCAUUGAAACAAAGGGGAACGGUAAUCCCCCUGGGAUUCUCCCGGAAGCUAUUCAACACGCUGGGCAUGUGGCUGCCCAUGCUCGCCUUGAUCGGUUUGGGUUACAUCACGGAGGGAGAGGCCAAUGUCCGGCUGGCCAUUGGAUUGCUCACCGCGGCGGUGGCCACCAAUUCGGCCACCUAUUUGGGCUUCCAUGUAAACCACAUCGAUUUGUCACCCAACUAUGCGGGCACAUUGAUGGGCAUUACAAACUGUGCGGCAAACUUCAUGAGCAUACUGGCGCCACUGAUCGUGGGACUGAUAGUUUGGGACGAGACAAAUCCGGCUCAAUGGCGGAUAGUGUUCUUCUUCACCGCAUUUGUUUACUUCAUUGGCAAUCUGCUGUUUAUGCUUUUCGGACGCACAAGGGUUCAAUCCUGGAACGCUCCCCUGACGACGAGGACUCCUUCGCCUGCAGGAGGAGUAGAGCCACAUGAGGCUGCCGAGGAUCGAGCUCCGCUUAUGGACGCAUAACAAAAUAACGUACAACGAGGCCUAGGGAUUGGUUGUAAAUGUGAAACUUUUGUACCUUGAGGGCGAAGCAUUCCAUGGAAUUGAUGAAUCGCAAUUAGUAUCGUAUUACUAGCUUUUAGCUAAACACAUGACACAUAUUUAUGUCUACAUAUAAACGGAAUAUAUAUAUAUACUAUUUAUGUACAAAGCA
This is a messenger RNA of Drosophila elegans, 1839 nucleotides long. RefSeq names its product putative inorganic phosphate cotransporter (gene MFS15). The record is from RefSeq and is a predicted model, not a curated record. The transcript is spliced from 4 exons. NCBI's taxonomy places the organism in Eukaryota, Metazoa, Arthropoda, Insecta, Diptera, Drosophilidae. Gene Ontology annotation, cellular component: plasma membrane. Bases 156 to 1649 code for a protein of 497 amino acids. Gene Ontology annotation, biological process: monoatomic anion transport; transmembrane transport. Gene Ontology annotation, molecular function: transmembrane transporter activity.